Molecule: messenger RNA, 1794 nt
Organism: Trichomycterus rosablanca
Lineage: Eukaryota; Metazoa; Chordata; Actinopteri; Siluriformes; Trichomycteridae
Gene: tcea1
Product: transcription elongation factor A (SII), 1
Exons: 10
Coding region: 111-1031 (306 amino acids)
Biological process (GO): transcription elongation by RNA polymerase II; positive regulation of transcription by RNA polymerase II; DNA-templated transcription
Cellular component (GO): nucleus
Molecular function (GO): nucleic acid binding; zinc ion binding
Source: RefSeq, a predicted model, not a curated record
AGGCUUCCUGGCUGGCUGCGCGGUGAGCAGCCGGUUCUGUGCUGAUAAACUUGAAAGCGUUUUGCCUUUGAGUUUGUUUUUGUUUGUUAUCACUGCACAAACUCAUCAAUAUGGGCAAAAAAGAAGAGGAAGAGGUUAUCAGGAUUGCAAAGAAGAUUGAUAAAUUGGCACAAAAGAAAAAUGGGUCAGGGGCACUGGAUCUUCUAAAGGAGCUAAAGAAUAUGCCUAUGACCCUGGAACUGCUUCAGUCGACCAGGAUUGGGAUGUCUGUAAAUGCCAUCCGAAAACAAAGCACAGAUGAUGAAGUGACAUCCUUAGCCAAGUCUCUCAUUAAGUCCUGGAAAAAGCUUCUGGACGAGCCUAGUAGUGGGGACAAAAGCUCUGAGGAGAAAAAGAAGGAGCCUGCAGCAUCGUCUGAGUCUCGGUCCGAGGACAGCCCUCAGCCCAGAGAGGAAAGCUCCAGCAGUAAAAGUGAUUCUGGUGAUAUGAUACCUAGCUCCUUGACUUCCAGCUUCCCUCGAGCACCAGGCACAUCCGACUCUGUGCGUCUGAAGUGCAGGGAGAUGCUGACCAGCGCUCUACAGACCGGAGAUGACCACAUCACCAUUGGGGCUGACUGUGAAGAACUUGGUGCACAGAUUGAAGAAAGCAUCUUUUCGGAGUUCAAAAACACAGACAUGAAGUACAAGAACCGCGUUCGAAGCCGAAUCUCAAACCUUAAGGACGUGAAGAACCCCAACCUGAGAAGGAAUGUGCUGUGUGGUAAUGUGGUUCCAGACCGUAUAGCCAAAAUGACAGCAGAGGAAAUGGCUAGUGAUGAACUAAAGGAGAUGCGUAAGAAUCUGACAAAAGAGGCUAUCAGGGACCACCAGAUGGCCAAGACUGGUGGCACCCAGAGUGACCUGUUCACUUGUGGGAGAUGCAAAAAGAACAAGUGUACCUACACACAGGUUCAGACCAGAAGUGCUGAUGAACCUAUGACCACGUUUGUCUUCUGUAAUGAAUGCGGCAACAGGUGGAAGUUUUGCUGAAAUGGAGUGUUCAUUAUCAGCAUGCAGAGCGGUAGCUUAAUUCCUGGACCAUCAACUGUAGGAACUUUUAACACUGACUUUGAGUGAACAAAGGCGGCUAUAGACUCCAUCGUUGUAUUUUUAUUUGAAUGUUUCGGUCCACACACUCAUGUCCUGUGUUUUAACUUGACGUAUUGCUAGCCUUUGGACUUUGAUCAAUGGUGUUGUUACGUUGUUUCUUUUAACAUCUGUUUUAUAUGUAGUUUAAUAGGAUUUUACAGCAUUCAUGUGUAGUAAGGUUGCUUUGUCCAAAUAAAAAUGAGCAGUGGUUAGGCUAUAUUACUUUAUUAUUUUAUUCAAUAAAUUGGAAAAGAAUAUGUUUUUUUUCUUUUUUGUGAUAAAUGAUUAAUUUACUUUUGGAUAAAUCAUAUGUUUUUAAUUGCUUUAAAUGACACCCUUUCCUUGUUUAUUCAUAUUUAUAUGCAUGCUUGGCAAAUUUAUACUGUUUACAUUUUUUUUUCUUUUAAGUAGUAAAAUAUUUUACAACUCUUUUAAUGGGUAUACACUUACUGCCUCUACAUUUUUAACAAGAACUAUAUCACACACAAAAAUAAAUGUUGUGUUUGGGAUUAGGUUUUCAUACAAGCAAAUUUUAAGCAUUUUAUGGGCAGGACAAACCCUGAGUUAUUAAGUGUGUAUGUACACAGAGAAAUGAAUUCAGUAGUUAGAAAUUAAAAUACACUGUGCAUGGAAGCACCAAUAUUUUUAUUAAUAAAUGUAAGAU